This is a messenger RNA of Rhopilema esculentum, 4771 nucleotides long. NCBI's taxonomy places the organism in Eukaryota, Metazoa, Cnidaria, Scyphozoa, Rhizostomeae, Rhizostomatidae. The record is from RefSeq and is a predicted model, not a curated record.
UUUGCUUGAUGGGUGAAACUAAUAGGUUUGAAAUCAUAAUCAGAGCAUAUUGUUCUUUACGAGUCUGGCUUAGCUUUUAGUUUUGGUCAAUGAGGCUGAACUAUACAGCUGCGGGUUUGUCGCACCGAUAUCAUCGUUGGUUUGGUGGAUCCAAUUAAUGGCCUUCAGAUAAACAAUAUCGAUUCACGAAAUUUAAGGCUUUCAAGUCGAGUAAAAGAUGUCGAAAUUUUACUUACUAUGCGGCCUUCUGUGUAUCGUUGCAAUUCAGCUAUUUGCUUCGAUAUCUGCCGAACGAAUCAACGGUGACUUGAUCAUUGGAGCGGCAAUUCCAGUACAUAAGAACAGUAAUGACAGUUGCAACGAAAUAAACUACGAGGGUCUCGCAGUUGCAGAAGCUAUACGUUUUGCGGUCGAAGAAAUAAACAAGGACGACAAGCUACUUGGUGAGCUUACGAUAGAUCGCAAACUAGGCUUUGAUAUACAAGACACGUGUGAUAGCAGUGAAAAAGCAAAAGAUAUCGCGUAUGCAUAUAACGGAGUACAUCGUAAUUACAAAGAGGGUACGCCUGGGCAGGAAAUACCAGUAUCUGCUGUUAUCGGAGAAUUUAAAAAGAGAUCAUUCGAGGCGCUGAAAUUGCUCAAUUUCGAAAAAAUUCCACAGAUCAGUUAUGCGGCAGACAAUGCGAGGCUGAAGCCCGAUGGGAUCAACGAUGACGAGGUUGGUGGACUACUUUCUGCUUACCCAGAAGAUGUUUCAAAAGGAAAGCCCGUUGCGAGCAUUCUAGGGAAAAUGAAAGCCGAGUAUACAACACUUAUAGCCAAAGGUGAUCAAAGAGGAAAAAAGGGUUUGAAGGUCAUCCAGGAUUUGUUAUCUAAAGCUGGUCUCUGUUACUCGGAAGGUGGGUUGGUGAACAAUGUCCAGGAGAUCGAGAAAGCUGUUAAAGAUUUAAGCAUGAAGAAACACGCAAAAAUAGCUGUUUUGCAUCUCGACGAACAAGACACAGCAGCAGCAUUGAUAGAAGCAGAAAAGCAAAAUCUAAGUGAUAUCACGUGGAUUAGCACCCAGUCGGUGAAAGGGAAUUUGGGAACGACAAACAGCGUUUCAGAGCAAACCAGUGGUAUGAUAUAUCUCCAAUCACAAAGUCUGGACCCACAGGGAUUCGAAGGAUAUAUAACAAACAGGGAAAUGAACAGUAAAAAUCAAAGUUUUUGGAUGAAAGAAGCAAUGCAAGAUCAGGGGGCCGAGAAGCAUUGUACUGAAAGUGGAAAAGCUCUUACACCGGAUCAGACCGAUGCUUGCCAAAAUGCGAAGGAGCAAGUUGUUAAAGAGAUUCUCAAGUACAGCGCCACAGCUGCAUAUGCAAUUGAUGCUGUUUAUAUCAUUGCAAAUGGGUUGCAAGAAAGCAUGGUGUCACAAAAACGUUUGAGUCUGUUUGACAGCAUGAGAAAAUUGGACUUUCAGUCGCCUUUAACAAAAAGUAAAAUCAAAUUCAAUGAAGAUGGCCAAGCAGUGGCUAUGGCAUUUAACAUAUACAAUGUGCAAGGAAAUGAUUCGUCGGGCAUAAGGCACGUGAAAGUUGGCAGCUGGGAGAGAGGCAACGACCCUGCCAUGAUGCUUGAUAUGAGUAAAGUGCGCUUCGAGGAAGGAAGUGAAAUGGCGCCUGUAUCAAAAUGCAGUCGUGAUUGUCUACCUGGAGAAGGAAUCGAGUACCCUACAAUUGGACCAAAAUGCUGCUGGACUUGUGUGCCAUGUCCCAACUUGACUGUAUCAAACGCCAGCAACUCCAAGUGUUUUGAAUGUGCCGAGCACCAAGCAGCAAAUCCACACCAAACCGAAUGCAAAGAUUUCAGGCUACUCCAUAUGAAAUUGAAAAAUACCGUCUCCGAGUUUGCUAUAUUUCUCCUAACAGUUGGCUUGCUCUUCACAUUUUUCUCCAUGUUCAUCUUCAAUCAAAAUAAAGAUUGUGAAGUAAUGCAAAUGGCUGGCAAUGGUACAAUGCAGAUACUGCUUGUUGGCAUAAUAAUUGUCUUUGCAUCAUCUGUUGUCUUGAUGUUCAAACCCACGGUCAUAAGUGGCAUCGUGUAUACAGCAAUAUUGAACAUAGGCCUCACAGUCGUAAUGGCUGCCUUUAUUUCCAAAACAUGGCUCUUCCAUCGUUCCGGUGCAGGCUCAAAAGGCUUUGUUGUCGGUUUGUUGCUGGUUAUCAUCGAGGCUGCAAUCAUUGCAGUCGGGUUCUACCUUGAGAAAGUGUCCUUGCUUUAUGAUGACACUGAUCACUGGGAUGUCAAAUACGUAGAAUGCUCUUUGUUCCGUGGUUACGCGUUCUGGCUUGCGUACGGUUUCGUCGUUGUGCUCAGCGUGCUGAUCAACUUCUUUAACUGCGGUGUGCCAAACGUCGAAGGGCGUUUUGGCGAAUACAAAUGGCUUUGCUUGACAUGUUGCUGUUUCUACUUAAUGGCAUUCUUGUUCAUCACAGCUUUCUGGGCUUUUCCAUUGCUGCAAAAGAUUGAAGCUGGUGUAAUCUUGACCAUUUGCCACUGCUUUUUAAUCUUGAUCGCCUACAUCUACCCAAAGUUGCACAUGGUUCUCUUCAUGGAACGAGAGAAGAUGCAGGAUGUUGCUAAAUCUGAGAAGUCCCCACUCUUCUAUGAGGAUGACGAGGAGGCCCCAGCACAUUCACCCACAUCUGGCAUCGAUGUUUUCAAAAACAGAAUUGUCCAACUGAAUGUAGAAUCAGAUGAUGGCAAGUCAAGUGGAAAAUACAAACCAACUCGUCUCUGUUUAGCCUUGACAAAACACAAAAACUCUAGCUGCGUCUUGACAAGCGGAAUUGGUGGCAGAGAAAUACAGUGUCAGCUUGAUUUGGGUGUUGGCUAUAAAUUGGAUAAAAUGUCAUCAGUCAUAAACGGGAAAAGAAAGUCAAGUGGAGACGUCAUGGCGAAUACAAACCUGCAGUUCGGCUUGGUGAACCCGGAUGGAAAAUAUUUAACGGCAGAAUCGUUUGGAUUCAGAAUAAACGCAAAUGGCCUGGCUUUGCGAAAGAAACAGAUGUGGUCGUUCGAACAAGAAGCAGGUAGCAAUCUUGGUUAUUUUAAAAGCUCUCAAGGAAGAUAUCUCGUCGCUGAUAAAAACGGAAAUAUAAGAUGUGAUGGCGAGGAAAGGGAAGACGAUGCUAAAUUUGAAAUCGAAGUUGGCAAUGACGGGCGUUGGGGUAUCAAGAGUCACUUUGGACAUUAUUUAGUUGGUAAUGGAGACUUAGUGAAUUGUCCAACAAGAAAAUUAGAAGAUCGAGCGAAGUGGGCCGUUCAUUUAGCGCUGCAUCCCCAGGUAAAUUUGAGGAGUGUUUCAAGGAAAAGACAUGUUCGUAUGGACGGUGAUGAGUUUCAUGCCGACGAAGAUGUUCCAUGGGGGUCAGAUGCAGUUAUAACUCUGCAGUUUUUAGGAGCUAGAUACGCUCUACAGGCUUCCAGUGGCAUGUUUCUGAGCAAAAACGGAAAGCUAGUUGACAAAGUUUGUGAAGAUUGUGAGCUUGUGCUUGAGUUUCACGAUAACCUAGUGGCGUUCAAGGAUAAAGACGGAAAGUACCUCAUACCAUACGGGCCUAAGGGAAAGAUACAAGCAGGAAAAGCAGCGCUCACCGCGUCUAAAGAUGAGUUGUAUCAGAUGGGAACCAGUCAUGCUCAAGUUAGACUUGUUUCGCAUAACGGGAAGAACGUGUCAAUUAAACAAGGAGUCGAUGUUUCAGCUAACCAACUUGAGGCAGAAGAUACUGAAAUUUUUCAAAUGGAGUACAAUACUGGCACUGACAACAAGGUCUCGUUCAAGACGAACACUAACAAAUACUGGGUGAUGGGAGCUAAAGGCGCUAUAACCGCAACUGGCUCUGAAGUUACGAAUGACAGUCAGUUUCUUUUGGAGUGGGCUGGAAACAAGAUCACUUUGAAAGCAAGCAAUGGGAAAUAUCUCAGCCCAAAAAUGUCGGGAGCUCUUGUAGCUUCUGCGGAUGCCGCCGCUGAGAAGGAGCAGUUCAAUCUCGGAAUUGUCAACCGCCCAUUGCUGGUGCUAAGGGGAGAGUUCGGAUACAUAGGGAUGCGCAGUGGUGUUUCAAAAGUCGAAUGCAACAGAGGCAAUUAUGAUGUCCUCAAUUUGGUGUUUGAGGAUGAUCAUUAUAAAAUAAAAGCAAAGAAUGGCAAAUUCUUUACUGUUGAUAACGAUAAUGCCAUUAUCGCAUCAGGAGACGAAGCAGGUGGAGACUCGUUUGCCAUUAUAUUGAAAGACACAAAACAUAUGUACAUUAAGGCAGUCAAGAACGGUAUGUACUUGAAAGGUGAUCAGAGCGGAGGCCUCAAAGCUGUUGCUACUGAUGUCGACAAAAACUGUCUUUGGGAACAUUAGGUGGAAAUUUGGUUUGCAGAGCUUGUUGACAAGAUUCAUUGGAGUUAAUCUCAUAAGUCAUAUUUGCUAUUAAAAACCAUAUGUGCUAUAGAAGAAUAUUAUUUAAUGAAACAACAAUACUUUUUGGGAAAUCGUAAAUGAUUGUUUAUUCAGCAAAUUAUGAAAUUUAAAACCAGUUUGAUUGUUACUAACCAUAGCAAAGUUUCGAAGGAGAUUCAACGCUUAAUGUGUGAGAGUUCAAAAGCCUUCGGACAAAGCUUCGUUUCCCCACAACUCAGAAUUUUUGUGCAUUUAAAAUUUUGAUAUUACAUUGAUAAAAACAAGUUAAUUAUGCGUAGUAAGAAAGAUAUGAAAUUAUAUUGUCUGGAGCUCUAA